Camellia sinensis is the source of this 1751-nucleotide messenger RNA. RefSeq lists its product as uncharacterized. The record is from RefSeq and is a predicted model, not a curated record. Lineage: Eukaryota; Viridiplantae; Streptophyta; Magnoliopsida; Ericales; Theaceae.
AUGUAUCCACUUUUUUAUUUAAAAAAUAAAAUAAAAAAUAGAUAGAUGAGAGGAGUUGAACCUUACAUUUAUAUCAAAUGAAGAAGACUCUUACCAUUUGACUAGCACACUAUAUAUAAUAAAUAUUUUAUUUUAUUUUUACGUAUUUAAAUUGCACAUGCAUCGCAUGUGCCAACUGCUAAUUUAUAUAUAUAUAUAUAUAUAAACACAUCAAAGCUGAGCCUAGGUUUGCGUUUAUUUUUUGUCAUUUCAUUUCAUGAAAAUGAGGCUAGAGCUUCUCUUCAUGGCUGGCAUCAUUGCCCUCGACAUCACAGCUGAGAAAUGCCGUCAAAUAAUUGGAGAUGAGAUGUCUUCAAAAGGCAUGAUAGAAAGGUUCACAUUCUUGAACUGCUUUGACAUGAGUACUGGAACCAUGGCAUGCACAGUGAAGGAGUGUGUCAAGCUCUAUUGUUACUACAGAAGAGCUGUUCAUGUUCAAGAGGUAAGAAACAAGAAAAUGGAGGCUACCCUAUACGAGUACUUGUCCCAGGGACAGACCAUUGAAGAAGCCCUAAAUCAGGCGAACGAAAAGGGAAAUGCAGCAGCAAAAGAGGCGUCUCGACAAGUGAAGCACAUAAUAGGGCCUGCUAUAUCUUUUGGGUGGGACUUGUUUGAAACGAUUUACAUUGGCGGUACCCUAGUAGAGGGCAUCAUGAGGGGCACCGGAACCUUUUUAGGUUCCUAUGUCGGAGGGAUCAUUGGAGAGGAAAGACUUAGGUCACUUAGGUGGUUGGGUUUUCUUGUGGGAAGCCAAAUGGGGAGUUGGGUUGGAGGGAGGGUAGGGCUAAUGGCAUAUGACGUGGGGAAGGGUGUGCAAUACCUGCUUCAAUUUGUUCAUAAAGGAACCAAUCUCUCAUCUCUGGCUUCUAAAGAUCUUUGAGAGAAUUCGAGCUCACCAUUAUAUAUACAGAAAUCCUACAUGCCAAAAUAUAUAUGCGCGUGUGUGUGUAUGUGUGUGUGUGUAACUCUUUGCACGAAUCUGAGCACGUAGCAUUAUUGUUUAUUUGAAACCAAGUAGGCAAGCCCCUAUCGUCAAACUCUCAAGUAUUGGGCUCGUACAUUGUUUUAUGCAGUUGUACAAUGAUACAAUAACUAGAAGGAUAUCAUGUUGGUGACUAAAGGAUAGAAAAUAAUGAGCAUAUCUAUAUAUAUAUAUGCUCUUGCACUUGAAAGCCUGGAUGUAAUACAUAUUUCUUUUCUUUCGUACAAGCUAGCAUUACAUUGUUACACAUGUAUAGAUUCAACAAGAAAUAGUAUUUACAUAUAUACAGAAGACAAGUUAUGGCGGCAACUAACCUUUUUUUUUGGGAUUGGAUUGUCUCCCUGGGAUUUGGGUUCAUGGGUUUGAGAAGUUAUUCCGUGUCCUUGGGGCAAUGAACCAACACCCCCAAAAGCAGGGCACACUAUAAAUUUUCAGUUUUGAGAGAGUAUACUAAUUGUUUUAGUUCAGCAUACUUUUGAUAUCAAAAGCAUUAGCAGAAGAUCACAUGAAAUGAAGGAUUUAUCUUUCAUGAAUGAAAAUUAUUUGUCACAAAGAGAAGAAUAAAGUGAAGCAGACUACAUAUCCAUCAAAAGAAAAAGAAAAAGAAAAAAGGCAAAGCUGACUCAAAGAUUUGCUCUAUAAAUACUAAAUACUAAGCAAAAUAGGCCUAACAAAUCAUAGUUAUAUAUAUAUUUUGAUAAUGGAGAACUAAUCCUAAGCAGAGAGUGCU